AUGAACACCGUCGAAGGAGCAGUCGCUGUUCUAUGGGGAGAGCAGAAGGUAGGAAACCGAGGCUUGUCCGGCAAGCUAUUGAAAAAGAUCGGGCUUAGGACGGUAAAGUUUGUUGGAUUCCAAUCUCUCAAGGUGCUCGAGUCUCGGAGCGCCACGAUGCUUUAUAGAGAAUGGCCCGUCAACAAGACCAACACCCACGUGUGUCCGGUGAAUGAGGUUUACUCGGCCUCUUUCGCCUGCGCGAAAUAA
Molecule: messenger RNA, 249 nt
Organism: Colletotrichum graminicola M1.001
Lineage: Eukaryota; Fungi; Ascomycota; Sordariomycetes; Glomerellales; Glomerellaceae
Exons: 1
Coding region: 1-249 (82 amino acids)
Source: RefSeq, a predicted model, not a curated record